AUGGACGUGGACAUGGAAAUGGACGUGGACAUGGACGUGGACAUGGACGUGGACGUGGACGUGGACAUGGACGUGGACGUGGACAUGGACAUGGACGUGGACAUGGACGUGGACGUGGACGUGGACAUGGACGUGGACAUGGACGUGGACGUGGUCGUGGACAUGGACGUGGACGUGGACAUGGACGUGGACGUGGACAUGGACAUGGUCGUGGACAUGGAUAUGGACGUGGACAUGGACGUGGACGUGGACAUGGACGUGGACAUGGACAUGGACGUGGACGUGGACGUGGACAUGGACGUGGACAUGGACGUGGACGUGGACGUGGACGUGGACAUGGACAUGGACGUGGACGUGGACCUGGACGUGGACGUGGACAUGGACGUGGACGUGGACGUGGACAUGGACGUGGACAUGGACGUGGACGUGGACAUGGACGUGGACGUGGACGUGGACGUGGACGUGGACGUGGACGUGGACAUGGACGUGGACGUAGACGUGGACGUGGACGUGGACGUGGACGUGGACAUGGACGUGGACGUGGACAUGGACGUUGACAUGGACGUAGACGUGGACGUGGACGUGGACAUGGACAUGGACGUGGACGUGGACGUGGACGUGGACAUGGACGUGGACGUAGACGUGGACGUGGACGUGGACGUGGACGUGGACGUGGACGUGGACGUGGACAUGGACGUGGACGUGGACGUGGACAUGGACACGUGGACGGGGACAUGUACGUGGGACGUGGACGUGGACGUGGACAUGGACGUGGACGUGGACGUGGACGUAGAAACGGACCUGGACGUGGACGUGGACAUGGACGUGGACGUGGACGUGGACGUGGACGUGGACAUGGACGUGGACUUGGACGUGGACGUGGACGUGGACAUGGACGUGGACGUGGACGUGGACGUGGAAAUGGAUGUGGACAUGGACGUGGACGUGGACGUGGACGUGGACAUGGACGUGGACGUGGACGUGGACAUGGACGUGGACAUGGACGUGGACGUGGACGUGGACAUGGACGUAGACGUGGACGUGGACGUGGACGUGGACGUGGACGUGGACGUGGACAUGGACGUGGACGUGGACGUGGACGUGGACAUGGACGUAGACGUGGACGUGGACGUGGACGUGGACAUGGACGUGGACGUGGACGUGGACGUGGACAUGGACGUGGACGUAGACGUGGACGUGGACGUGGACGUGACGUGGACGUGGACGUGA
Closterium sp. NIES-65 is the source of this 1230-nucleotide messenger RNA. NCBI's taxonomy places the organism in Eukaryota, Viridiplantae, Streptophyta, Zygnematophyceae, Desmidiales, Closteriaceae. The record is from the annotation of a GenBank genome assembly.